GUGUUUUUUAAUAUAAAAGUCUAAAAAAAAAUUGUUACUGAAUAAUAAACAAUAAUAUUAAUUAUUACUAUUAUUUUAAAGUUUGAUUUGACUCAACAAUUGCAUAACAAUAUUAAGAUUAUUUACAAUUAAAAAAAACUGGAGAGAUGAGUAUUUAGAGUUGCUAAAAUUAGCUAACAAAAAUAAUAACUAUUUUAAAAAAUUUAAAAAUGUGGAAUUCAGUUAAAUCAAGUAGCCGGUGUCUUUUGCGUAUUCAUAAAUGUCGUCGAUUCGAAAGGACAUUUUUAUCCGAAUCAUAUCCAUGCACAGAUGCCUGGAAUCGUAGAUUAGAAUCACCUCUUCUCAGCAAAAUAAAUCCAAGUGACAUGUUUCUAGAAUUAGAUCAACGUUUUAAUAAGUCUGGCCUAGCAAGCGCAAUUGACGUUGAUAUAUUUGCAAAUACCCUGAAAGAUCCAGAACGAGUUGAUGAAUUAAUUGACAUUCUUCAUCGUUUACGAAAUAGUACAGAAGCAACAAAUAUUUUAGAAUCAACUCAACACGCUGUUAUUCGUUAUUUUCUUGAAAUAAAUGACAAAAAAACUCUCCUUGAAGUUUUAAAUGAUCGUUUAAAUUAUGGCAUAUUUCCUGAUCAUUUUACUUACAACGUUCUGAUGAAUCAAUUUAUCAAAGAAAAAGAUUUCGUAUCAGCCACUAAAAUUGGAAGUCUGUUAAUGCUUCAAGAAGAUGCUGAUCACAAACUAACAAAUGAACUAAGUGUUUAUUCUUGUCUUCAAUAUCUUGAGAACAUUGACAGCUGGACAUUACCACCCCCACCUCCAGUUAAUCCAAAAGAAGAAGUUGUCAAGGUUAGAGUUGGAUAUUUAAGAAACCCUUAUUUUGAUGAUCACUUUGAUAUUCGUGAGCCAAAAGAAAUUGCCGGUAAGACACUGGUAUUUUUCUCGAAAAAUUCUAACGAUACUUUGGGAAGAAGUUGUCAUCUUGGUGGACUUAUACUGUGGAAAAAAUAUGAUAAAGCUGCAGAACUUGCUAAAAGCUAUAUUGAUGCUGGAGUAAAGGAUGUUAUUUAUACAAAAAUGUUAAACAUUGUUGAUAAAGAACUGCAAGAUAUUCCUGAGGAUAAAAUUACUGAUGAAGUAAAAAGUCUUAAAACAAUUUUGGAAAAAUUAAGGCAAGUGGGUUUGAAAGAAGGCUGCUAUUUAGAAGAACAAGAAGAGAGAGUAAAAAAAGCUGUUAAAGAUCAUGAAGAAAAUGACAUCAAAAAACAGCUUCAAUGCUACGAAGAAUGGGAUAAAGAACGAAUGGAUCUACUUCACAAGCAAAUUGAAGAUUUAGACAAAAAACGAAGACUCGAAAAUGUUGAAAAAACUAAAAAAGAAAUCCAAACAGAAGAAAGACUUUUAAAUUUCUUUGACAAAGAGGAGGAAAUUGAACUGGAAAUUGAGAAAAAAUUACAAUGGGAAGAAGAAACAUAUGGUCCAAUUCUUGAAGUCAAAGAGGAUCUCGAAAAUAAUUACAUACCUCCUGAAAUAACUAAAAAAUCAAGAGUACAAUAAUAUGUUUUUUAUAUACAGAUUAAAUUAUCAAAAUCAACCAACAAUUAAAAUGAUUA
Molecule: messenger RNA, 1609 nt
Organism: Aphidius gifuensis
Lineage: Eukaryota; Metazoa; Arthropoda; Insecta; Hymenoptera; Braconidae
Exons: 3
Coding region: 210-1553 (447 amino acids)
Cellular component (GO): mitochondrion
Source: RefSeq, a predicted model, not a curated record